Messenger RNA from Chiloscyllium plagiosum (whitespotted bambooshark), 499 nucleotides. The record is from RefSeq and is a predicted model, not a curated record. NCBI's taxonomy places the organism in Eukaryota, Metazoa, Chordata, Chondrichthyes, Orectolobiformes, Hemiscylliidae.
AGACUGUCUUGCCACCAAGCAGGAGAAGCACUGCAUUCUAACAUUCUUGCCCCAUCCACAGGCUCUGAAGGAUGAUGAUGAAGAUGUUGAGACCGGUCUCACUGCAGAAGGGAAGGAAGAAGAGAAGGAAGAGGAGAAACUUGGAAAGCUACAGUUUUCUUUGGAUUAUGACUUCCAGAACAAUCAGCUCAUUGUGGGCAUCAUUCAAGCUGCUGAGCUACCAGCUCUCGAUAUGGGAGGGACGUCUGACCCCUACGUGAAGGUAUUCCUACUGCCCGACAAGAAGAAAAAGUAUGAAACCAAAGUUCACCGAAAGACACUGAACCCUGUUUUCAAUGAGUCCUUUAUCUUCAAGGUAAUAUUUUAUUUCAGGGUCUCAGUAAAAUCUGAAUCCAUAAAUGACAAUCACUGUCCAGUAUCUCCCCACACCAGCCCAGGGAUCCUCUCCUUGUCACUGAGAUUAGAUGCUACAUCUCAAUGUUGAUUACAUCAUGUUGAU